AUGGACCGUCUGCCCCCGGAGAUCAUCUCCAACAUCGUUCAUCAUGUUGAAGAGGGCUCUCUUGCACCCCUAUCAGUCUUGUGUCGACGUUGGCAGCCAAUAGUCGAAGCUAGAAUAUAUCGAGAGCUUCACAUAUCCCGCGUACGACCUGGAGCACAAACAUUGCGCAAAUCAAUCAGAUACCCUUCGUACGAAAAGCUUGCGAGUAAUUUGACACCGACACGGCUUUCUUAUAUUCGCCAUUUGCAUGUCGAAAUCUAUGUAUACGGCAGUGGUUUCUCGGUGACAUCUACGGACAUUAUUCGACAAAUAUUCGAUCUUCUCACGCUGGUACCACACAAGCAAGAGCCACUACUGAAUCUACAUUUCAAUCUUCGCGGAUUCUUCAACGACUUCUUCGAACCCGACUCUCGGUCUAGUGGUAGUUUUGAAUCUCCACCAAGUGGACUUCCAGAGUUGCCCAUGGUACGGUCUUGUCAGUUAAAGAACGGCUGGCCAGGACCAGGACCAGGGUUUCCUCCACGCGCUCUCUUCUAUAUGGCAAGCAAGAUGCCGCGGUUAAGGACACUAGAUGUAAUAACUUGGGAUAUCGAGUCGAUACACCAAAGAGUCGAGCUGGCUCGAUCACUUACCGACUUACCCACGUCUAUACACGGCUUCUUCUUUCGAUUCCUCCAGUCCGAUAAUUCAGAUGGUCUGCUGGUCAUGGAGAAUGGCGAGGAUAUCUUGACUCGAGAACUACGUCGAUUCUCACAAAGAGAAGGUCUAAAAUACUUUUUAUUCAGCGGUUGCGUAGAACUUUCUAUCUUUUGGCCACCAGACUCAGCAACAUCUGAACCACGAUAUUGGCCAACACUGGAAGCUUUCCAUAUACUGUUCCGUCAUCCUCAACACCUCGCCAGCCUUCACGCUACAGAGUCUCCCGAUGAUACGCAAGAUACAAGCGACUCGGAUACAGAGUCACUCGAUGAUGCUCAAGAUGCAAACGACUCGGAUACAGGGUCUCCAGACGAUACGCAAGAUGCAAACAUUUCGGACAGAAUCGAAGUUCAUAAAGGGAUUAUGAACGCCUCCUUCCGAGCUCUUGCGAAAUGCUCGGCCUGCAUGCCUAAAGCUAAGGUUAACUACAUCUAUUUCGGUGACACCUGGUGUACGUACUUCACCUAUUGCACAAUGCUUCCUGGAGAUCCGUGUGUCAUUGUCAAUGGUGAAUCGGAUUUUGAGCUUGAUGAGGAAACGGUGGACGAAUGGCGAAAGACCGCUGAAGUUCACAAUCUGGAUUUCCGGAUGCUCAUUGGGGAGGUGCCCGAGUAG
Fusarium coffeatum is the source of this 1314-nucleotide messenger RNA. RefSeq lists its product as uncharacterized. The record is from RefSeq and is a predicted model, not a curated record. The transcript has a single exon. The coding region runs from base 1 to 1314 and encodes 437 amino acids. Gene Ontology annotation, molecular function: protein binding. Lineage: Eukaryota; Fungi; Ascomycota; Sordariomycetes; Hypocreales; Nectriaceae.